Molecule: messenger RNA, 2091 nt
Organism: Humulus lupulus (European hop)
Lineage: Eukaryota; Viridiplantae; Streptophyta; Magnoliopsida; Rosales; Cannabaceae
Product: protein FAR1-RELATED SEQUENCE 9-like
Exons: 3
Coding region: 1-2091 (696 amino acids)
Biological process (GO): regulation of DNA-templated transcription
Molecular function (GO): zinc ion binding
Source: RefSeq, a predicted model, not a curated record
AUGAAGCCUACAAGUUCUAAAAAUCCUGUAGUUUUUCCUUGCCCAAACUUUGACGAGCUAAAUGUAGAGCAAAUGCAGUACGUGAACCACAUUGCACAAGAAAACCUUAGGAUUGCCACUGACCGGAGUGAUAUACAGAACCAGUUAUGUGCCGCGCUCCUUCGUAACACCACACUCAACUCCGACGUGCAGUCCAUGAAGGGGACGUUGGAAGAUAUGAAGGCCAAGUUCUUGGCGUUGGAAUCAUCAGUUAGGAGGGACCUUGAAGCUGUGGCAUGUGCCAUCGAGGAACUCCGCAACGGCUAUAUCACCAUGUACACCUUGUUUGCUCAAGGUCCAAAGCCACCAACUCAAUUGUAUGGGUGCCCAAGUAAUGUCAAUGAGACGGUCGGGCAUACGAACUUGCCACAUAUUGAAUCACGAGGACAUGAGUAUGUUCCGUUCUUGAAAAAGGACUUAUACAAUUGGAUUGGACGACAAAGAGAGUUAGAAGAGGAGGAGGAAACAGAUGCUGAGGGUGCCCUGGGAUACUUGGAAUGUCUUGGGUUACGUGACCCCAAUUUUUUUGAAACACACACAAUAGACGGGGAGUAUAGGCUCGUUGACUUGUUCUGGGCCGAUGGAAUUUCGAGAGAUGACUAUGGACGUUUUGGGGAGAUCAUCGCAUUUGACACAACGUACAAGAAGAAUGCUUACAACAAACCCCUUCUUCUUUUUGUCGGCGUGAAUCACCACUUCAGAACUGUUGUCUUCGCAGUGGCAUUGCUGUACGAUAAGAAGGAGGACACAUACAUUUGGUUGCUGGAAGAAUUCCUUCAAUGUAUGAACAAAAAAUUGCCUCAGGUUGUUGUCACUGACGGAGAUAAAGCUAUGGCUAAAGCAAUAGAGAAAGUCAUGCCUAAUGCUGUCCAUCGUUUGUGUGCGUGGCACCUUCAGAAAAAUGUUACCAUUAAUGUCCCUCACCCGAUUUUCAAGACAAGGUUUAAUGAGCUUCUAUAUCAAUAUUGUACAGAGGAAGAGUUUGACGAGAGUUGGAGUGGCUUGGUUACAGAAUUUCAGAUACAAGAUAGCCAAUGGGCAGCCAUAACAUACAACAAUAGAAGGAGUUGGGCAGAAUGCUUCCUACGGGGUAAUUUCUUUGCGAGCCUCAGAACCACCCAAAGGUCGGAGUCGAUGAAUUCUUACCUGUCACACUUCUUGACAAGCAAACUUAAACUUAAAGACCUUGUUGGCCAAGUUGAUAAAGCCAUACAAAGCAUACGCCACACGGAACGCGAAGAUGACUUCAUCAGUAACAACACAUCGCCCCAGUUCCCUUCCAACAUACUACAACAGUAUUACCAGCAAGUUGCUUCAGUUUUGACAAGAAACAUGUACGAUAAGGUCGCACAAAAAAUCGACAACGCUCUUGCAUACUCAAUUGAUUCGACAAGUGUAGAAUUUGGGUGCAGUUGCAUGCUAUUCCAGUCAGACGGAAUCCCGUGUCGAAAUAUGUUUGCGGUAAUGAAGCAUUUUAACCUACCCUGCAUUCCGAAACCUCUGUUAAAGGAACGCUGGAGGAAGGACGCCAAAUUGAGAGGUGAAUUGAGUAGCGCUCCCCAUGAUAGGGUCCCCCGUGAUGUGUUAUUAUGUACCCGUUGGGGAUCGUUGACAUCACGGUUAAAUGCAAUGGGGUACUAUGCUACACAACGUGAUGAUACAUAUGAAGAAGCAUUAAGCGAAAUGUCCCGUUUGGAGGAAAAAUUUAAAACAAUGUGUGGUCAGCCUAAUGAUGAGUUUGAAUCGAGUCACGUUGUACAUGGGGACCACCGAUCGCAACAACAACAGAGAGUAAUUGGGGAUCCGGAAAUUGUGAGAACGAAGGGGAGGGAACCAAACAAAACAAAAUCAAAAUAUAAGCGCGUGGACAAUGCCACCCCAAGGAAGAAUAGGUGUCGCAACUGCAACCAAUUAGGCCAUAAUAGGGCGACUUGCAAAGUUGUUCCAGAAGUGGAUAAUCAAUCCAUGGAGACAGAAGAUCCAACAUCUUCCAACUAUCCAAUGUACUAUACUCCGAACGUGGAAGACAUCAGUCAAAGUCAAAGGAGUUAA